AUGGUCCCAGUCUGGAUCGCGGAGGAGUCUCCUGAGGAACAUUUAGGUGGAGGAGGAGGAGGAGGUGGAGGAGGACGGGGGUUGCUGUCCCCUCGCGCUCAGGAAGAAGAGGAGAAGCGGGACGUAUUCGAAUUCCCUCUUCCUAAACCCCCCGAUGACCCCUCCCCUUCUGAGCCGCUCCCCAAACCACCCCGUCACCCUCCAAAACCACUCAAAAGGCUCAACUCCGAGCCCUGGGGCCUAGUGGCCCCUCCUCAACCUGUCCCGCCCGCGGAAGGGAGGCCGGGGAUCGAGCGCCUGACCGCCGAAUUCAACGGCCUGACCCUGACCGGUCGACCCCGUCUUUCCAGACGUCACAGCACUGAAGGCCCGGAGGACCCGCCUCCGUGGGCGGAGAAAGUGACGGGUGGGGGUCCUCUCUCUCGCCGAAACACUGCGCCAGAAGCUCAGGAGUCCGGUCCCCCUGCGGGGCUGAGGCAGAAACUGAGCCGCAUGGAGCCGGUGGAGCUCGAUACUCCCGGGAAUAUUUGCCCCGACUCGCCGGAGUGCAGCCGCUUGUCCCUGGAGCGCCGCCGAUACAGCGCCUCCCCGCUGACCCUCCCUCCAGCCGGCUCGGCGCCCUCGCCGCGCCAGUCCCAGGAGAGUCUGCCUGGGGCCGUCUCUCCCCUGAGCGGACGGAGGCGGAGUCCCGGGCUGCUGGAGCGGAGGGGCUCGGGGACGUUGCUCCUGGACCACAUCGCGCAAACGCGGCCUGGUUUCCUGCCUCCGCUCAACGUCAGCCCCCACCCUCCCAUCCCCGACAUUCGCCCCCAACCCGGAGGUCGGGCGCCUUCGCUGCCCGCCCCUCCCCAGGCGGGGGCGCCAGGCUCUCCUAGGACCAAGCGCAAGUUGGUGAGGCGCCACUCGAUGCAGACUGAGCAGAUCCGCCUGCUAGGGGGCUUCCAGAGUCUAGGCGGGCCAGGGGAGCCAGGGCGCUGA
Messenger RNA from Puma concolor (puma), 978 nucleotides. NCBI's taxonomy places the organism in Eukaryota, Metazoa, Chordata, Mammalia, Carnivora, Felidae. The record is from RefSeq and is a predicted model, not a curated record.